This is a messenger RNA of Chenopodium quinoa (quinoa), 1738 nucleotides long. RefSeq names its product RING-H2 finger protein ATL78-like. The record is from RefSeq and is a predicted model, not a curated record. The transcript has a single exon. Lineage: Eukaryota; Viridiplantae; Streptophyta; Magnoliopsida; Caryophyllales; Amaranthaceae. Gene Ontology annotation, biological process: protein ubiquitination. Gene Ontology annotation, molecular function: transferase activity. Bases 479 to 1249 code for a protein of 256 amino acids.
UGGGUCGAUUCUCUUGUCCACAAAAUUUUGUGAAUGGUCAGUGUUGUAGUUCUAAGUUAAAUAAAUCAAGAAAGCACAUAGCUAUAGGAAGUACGAAGUAAAAAUCUAGAGCCUUAAACCUGUUACGUAAGUAGAAUUUCGAUCACAUCAUCAACAACAAUCUAUAGCAUGCCGAUCAUCAACUCGAAUAAAUAUAACUUCCUACAUACAAACUUAUAUAUAACCAACUAUUAUACAACAAAGUACUUAAUUACAUAAAAAAAAGUAUACAAAGUACUUAAUUAAAUAAUAAGGUAAAGAAUGCAAAUAAGAUAUAUAUACUAUAUAGGAUCUACAAAAUCUAUACUCCACUUUUUAUAACUUUAGCCCUCUAUAUAUUCAUCUUCCAACACAACCACAAUUCCACAUCCAACUCUAUCCUCAUCUCCCACAACAAUAAUACAUACAUACUCUCUCUUUUCAUUUGCAAACCAAAAACAUGUUUCCUUCAACUUCCUUUUCUUCUACUCCCCAAGAAAUCAUUACUAACCUUCACUAUUCUAGAAGAUUACUACUUCACUCCCCAUUCCACCCUUCACCACCUACAACAGAAGCACCAACACCAACCUACCAAGUCCUAGACCCGAGUUCAAGCCAUGGCAACCCUGGCUUUGAUUCUAACAUAGUCAUGAUCCUUGCGGUCUUGGUGUGCGCAUUAAUAUGUUCAUUCUGCAUAAACACCAUCAUAAGGUUUGUAAUCAAGUGCUCUUUUAUGAUUACAGGAGAGCCUAGUUAUUACCUAAACACAAUUAAUCAUGAUCAAAAGAAGAAAAGUUGCAAUGGUUUGGACAAAAGGGCAUUAAAGACAUUUCCAGUGGUGAAGUACUCAAGUGAGGUGCAAAUUCAAGGGUUGGGUACAGAGUGUGUGAUAUGUUUAUCAGAGUUUAAGGGUGGAGAAAAAGUUAGGAUAUUACCAAAAUGCCAUCAUGGUUUCCAUGUUAAGUGCAUUGAUAAAUGGCUUAGUUCUAACUCCUCUUGCCCUACUUGUAGACAAUCUUUAGUUGAAACUUGUAAAAAGAUUAUUGGUGGUGAUGAUCAUCAAACUGCCUCAUCAUCAUCAUCAUCAUCAUCAACCACAGCUUCUUCAUCAUUAUCGUCGUCGACAUCAACAACAACACCAUCGUCUAGGGAGAUGAUUGUAGUGAGCAUUGUGCCACUUGAAAGGGAAGAUUUGGUGAGAAAUUACAGGAGUGAAGUUGCUCAAAGCUAGACAAAUUCUGUAGUUCGUUUAUUUUAUAGAUUUUUGUUAAUUAAAAGAGUAAAAAAUUAGGGAGAUUUUAACAAUUUUAUGAUUAAUUAAUCUGUUUAGUUGUGCACAUUAUAGAUAUUAUUAUAACGAUGAGUAGUUCUUAAUUAUUGUUCAUCUUGCAAGUGUACAAACAAAAGAGCGAUAAUUUAUUUGUCCAUAACCUCCUUUAAAUAAUUGUCAAUAUUAUUGGCUUAUUCCUUUUUCAAAUUAUAACUUGACUUGCCGUAUCAAUAUUUCUAGUCACACCAUUUACCAAUAUAAUUAUAAUCUUCUCCUAUGGUGAACUGUAACAUAUGAAAUUUAACUUGAAUUGAAUGACCUUACAUAUAUUGACGCACUAACUUAUCCAAUUCCUGAUUCCUACACCCGGGUGAACCAUGAGCAUGGUGCACUUGGCCCAAAACGACACCCCUUUCUUCAUUAAACGCAGGUCGCAUUUAAACCUCAAAA